AUGAUGUCACCCAAAAACAAGGCGAAGAAGAAACCACCCAAAGACAGCAUGACGCUGCUGCCCUGCUUCUACUUUGUAGAGCUCCCCAUAGUUUUGUCAUCUCUAGUGUCGCUGUAUUUCCUGGAGCUGACGGACGUGUUGUCCCCGGCAAUGGUGGGGUUCCGUUGCCAUGACCGCGAUCUCUCCAUGCCCUACGUAGAGACGGGAGAUGAGCUGAUUCCUCUACUGAUGCUGCUAAGCCUGGCCUUUGCUGGGCCUGCCGCCUCGAUCAUGAUAGGGGAGGGGCUGAUGUACUGCAUGCAGUCCAGACUGAAGCUCCGCCCCAAAACAGAGAGCAGCAUCAACGCGGGCGGCUGCAACUUCAACUCUUUCCUGCGACGAACCGUUCGCUUUGUGGGUGUUCAUGUGUUCGGUCUCCUGGCGACGGCCCUGGUGACAGAUGUGAUCCAGUUGGCUACUGGUUACCACGCCCCUUUCUUCCUCACCGUCUGCCAGCCCAAUUACACGGCAGCGGGAGUGUCAUGCGACCAGAACACUUACAUCACCCAGGAUAUCUGCUCUGGAAAGGACCAGUACGCCAUCAUGUCCGCCAGGAAAACGUUCCCAUCCCAGCAUGCAACACUCUCUGGCUUCGCUGCUGUGUAUAUUUCCAUGUACUUCAAUGCCAGUAUCAGUGGCAGCACUAAGCUGUUGAAGCCGUUGCUGGUGUUUGGCUUCUGUAUGGCUGCCGCUCUGUCUGGCCUCACCCAGAUCACCCAGCACCGCAGUCACCCUAUAGACGUAUACAUGGGCUACGUCAUAGGAGCAGGCAUCGGAGUCUAUCUGGCUCUGUACGCGGUGGGGAACUUCAAGGCGUCGGAGGAGGACUGCCCCUCCCAGCCGUCGCGGGCGUCGUCCAGCCAGCCGAAGGACCCGCUGCGCCUGCUGACCCAGCGCAGCCACGACUCCCUCUACAGGAAGAACGGCCGCUCGUCCGAGAGCCGCGAGGAGCUGGGCGCGGCGCUGGGUGGCUCGGGGGGCCGCAGCAAGGCGCGGCGGGAGAAGGCAUCCCUGGCGUCCCUGAAGCGCGCCAGCGCCGACGUGGAGCUGCUGGCGCCCCGCGGCCCCAUGGGAAAGGAGACCAUGGUGACGUUCAGCAACACCCUGCCCCGGGUGGCCAACGGCAACAGCCCUGCCUCCCCCUCGGAGGAGCCGGCCACCCAGCGUCACAUGACCUUCCACGUCCCGUUCGACCCCCAGAGGUCCCGCCAGCUGGUGUCGGAGUGGAAGCAGCGCUCGCUGGAGCUGCGCAGCCAGAGCCUGAGGGACCAGGACGACGAGGAUGAGGGGGGGUCGGAGGGGGGCGGGGCCGGGGAGGGGGGCCAGGAGGGGGCGGGGGGCGGGGUGGAGGGGGAGCAGGGCAUGCCCACAUCCCUCUACCCCACCAUCCAAGCCAGCCGGGGCCAGGCGGUCGCCACACCGACGGUGGGCGGGACCAGGGUGGUGGUGGCCCCUCCCCUCGUCCACAUCCCCGAAGAGGCGUCCCGCCCCCCGCCGGUCUCUCCGAAGAGCGCUAAGACCAGAGCGAAGUGGCUGUCGCUCACCGAGGGGGGAGGGCCCCGGGAGGGAGGGCCCAGAGAGGGGCCCAUCGCCGUGACGACCCCACGGGUGCCGACCACACUCCCGAGUCAGCUGCCCAAUCAGCCUCGAGUGAUGCAGGUGAUCGCCAUGUCCAAGCAGUCCGGCCACGGACCAAUCGCGUCCUCGGCCAAGACUUCGGAGACUGCCUCUUCCUGUGGGGGCGGGUCCUCGAACGGGUCGGAAUCUCCGUAUUACCGGAUCCCCUCCGACCGCGACAGCUGCAGUGGCAGCAACCCUGGCAGCAUUAGCGGCAGCGUUACCGGGAGCGGCAGCAUUGUCACGAUUGACGCCCAUGCCCCCCACCACCCGGUGGUGCGCGUGUCGGCCAGUAACGGGAAGCCCUGGGAGUGGCGGAACACGGUGAGCGGGAGCAUGAUGAGCGGCGACGCCCAGGACCACCAGAGGGGGGCACUGCAGCGGCAGGACAACAUCAGCCGAGAAUACCGGGAAUACCGGACCCUGUCGUCCGUCAAGACCGACUCCCUCGGCUCCUCUUCCUCGCCCGGCGACCCUUCCCCCCUCCCUCCGCCGCCCCACCCAGACCUCCUGUUGGACAGUCACUCCCACGGCCUCUCCCGCGCCUCAACCCUCCCCCGCCGGCCCCCUGCCUCCGUCCACAGCCACGCCGAGCAGGAACACUACUACAAGACCAUGCAGAGCGAGCGGAGGUUGUAAACACGACGACCACGGCACAUCAUCCUCAUGAACCGCCAGAUAAGACAAAACCAGACCGAAACACGGACAUAGACACCCUUGGGAGGCAGCGCAAAACCAGUUGAAUGAGAAGAGUUUCUAACAGUGGGGAUACUAAAUGGUCACCAGUCGGGCAGCCAUUUUUGUUAUGUAUAGUGUCGGGGGAGGGAGGGGAUUGUACAUUGCCAUGAGAGGUGGAGAUGCAAGUGCACAGUUGGCCAUCCGGGGGAGUUGGAUGAGAGUGAGAGGAACCAGGUAGUGAUAGAAGGUGUACAUACUGUAGAGAUGUUUAUACGGACAGGAGACAGAGGUCCCUGGGAUGUGUCUCUGCUCCCACACGCACACGCAGACACACACACACCACACACACACACAACACACACACAUGCACACAACACCACCUCUCCAAUUUCCCUUCUACUGUGGCCUUUUUCUGCACCUCAGUGGACCUGACGACAACUGAACUGGGAAGGAAAAGAAGAAGGGAAGGGAAGAGGAUUUAAAAAGGGGAAAUGAGAGAAAGAGGGAGAGAUUAAAAAAAGGGGGAGUUGAGGGAGAAACAAACGACUCGAGCACUUGGGCUCGGCACCUCCUCCUCUGCGUCUGGGAGCUGCGAAAACUGAGAUGAAAGCAGGAGUGUGACAGAGGACGGAGGGAGGGCGCGAUGGGAACAACUCCCAGAUCGUCGUGGGUUCCCUUUCCCUCCACCACAGACACUGGGCCUCCAGGACUGACUGAGGGGGGCUGACAGGCUGUCCUGAAUGGGAGAUUGGGUCAUCGAGGAGGGUCGGGGGACCAGUGGAGGUACCAGGAGCUCUUUGGCUCCGGAGCCUCAACUCUCAGCUCCUCUGACUGAGGAGGCAGAACGCUGGAGCUCUCGGAACACGCCAGGAACAUGCCAGGAACACGCCAGGAACACGCCAUAAGCACGCCGCAAAACUUUGUAGUGUGUGUGGGUGCGUGUGAGUGUGGGAGAUCACAACUUC
Hypomesus transpacificus is the source of this 3299-nucleotide messenger RNA. RefSeq names its product phospholipid phosphatase related 3a (gene plppr3a). Gene Ontology annotation, biological process: signal transduction; phospholipid dephosphorylation; phospholipid metabolic process. The record is from RefSeq and is a predicted model, not a curated record. The transcript has 9 exons. Gene Ontology annotation, molecular function: phosphatidate phosphatase activity. Lineage: Eukaryota; Metazoa; Chordata; Actinopteri; Osmeriformes; Osmeridae. Bases 1 to 2295 code for a protein of 764 amino acids.